Messenger RNA from Tripterygium wilfordii, 4074 nucleotides. RefSeq names its product tetratricopeptide repeat protein SKI3. Gene Ontology annotation, cellular component: Ski complex. The record is from RefSeq and is a predicted model, not a curated record. Bases 208 to 3753 code for a protein of 1181 amino acids. Gene Ontology annotation, molecular function: protein binding. The transcript is spliced from 22 exons. Lineage: Eukaryota; Viridiplantae; Streptophyta; Magnoliopsida; Celastrales; Celastraceae.
GAAUUAGAGGAUGAUAUGUAUAAACCCUUAAUCAACUUGGGACACACCCUACAAAAACCGUAGGACGCACAUUAUGGUCGUGUUCCUUUCUUUAUGCUGUUGUUGAAAACAUAGACCGCUGGCGAUCAGUCAGUCUCACUGUACCGACCUUAUUCAGAGCGAGAGGGAAGGAGAGGGGGAAGCAAGAGCUGUCUAGAGUUUCAAGAGAUGAUGGAGAUAAAGGACGAGUUCAACGAUAUUCGUUUGAAACAGUUCAUGGAACUUCUGGAAGUCAAUCCAAAUGACGCCUCUAGUCAAUUUGAUCUAGGAGAAUACUUGUGGGGCAAAGGAGGAGAGUUUAAGGAAAAAGCGGCUGAGCAUUUCGUGUUAACGGUGAAGUUAAACCCUCAAAACGCAGUGGCUUUCAGAUACUUAGGGCACUAUUACAGAACUGUUUCAAUUGAUUACCAGAGAGCUCUCAAGUGCUACCAGAGAGCUGUCACCCUCGUCCCUGAUGACUCAGAUUCUGGGGAAGCUCUCUGUAAUCUACUGGACCAAGGUGGUAAGGAGACUUUGGUAAUGGCAGUGUGUCGUGAAGCUUGUGAUAAGUCUCCCAGGGCCUUUUGGGCUUUUAGGAGAUUGGGCUACUCGCUGGUACGUCAAAACAAAUGGUCUGAAGCUGUGCAGAGUCUUCAACAUGCCAUUCGAGGCUAUCCCACCUCUGCUGAAUCAUGGGAAGCUUUGGGUCUUGCCUACCAGCGACUUGGCAUGUUUACAGCAGCUUCGAAGUCGUAUGGUCGAGCUAUUGAGUUGGAAGACACCAGAAUCUUUUCUCUUGUUGAAAGUGGAAAUAUCUUUUUGAUGCUUGGCUUCUUUAGAAAGGGAGUUGAACAGUUUGUGCAAGCUCUGAAGAUCUCACCUGAAAACGUGGAUGCGCACUAUGGCCUUGCUUCUGGCUUUCUGUUUUUGUCAAAGGAAUGCAUAAAUUCUGGUGCAUUCAGGUGGGGGGCAUCAGUGCUAGAGGAUGCACGUAAAGUUGCAAAUCAAAUCAUUCAUAGAGCUGGAAAUAUGUCUUGUGCUUGGAAGCUGCAUGGUGAUAUUCAACUUGCAUAUGCAAAAGCUUUUCCAUGGACAAAAGAGGGACAGAACACAGAAUCUGAUGUGAAAAGUUUUACUGCUUCCAUAUUUUCCUGGAAACAAACAUGCCACUUCGCUGCUAUAUCUGCCAGAACUUCCUAUCAGCGAGCACUGCACCUGGCCCCAUGGCAAGCUAAUAUUUAUGCUGACAUCGCAAUGGCUUCAGAUUUUGUUUCCUCUUUUAAAGAGAGUCAUGGACAAGAACUAAAGCCAUGGCAGCUACCAGAGAAGAUGGCUUUGGGGUCCUUGUUGCUUGAGGGUGACAAUUGUGAAUUUUGGGUUGCAUUGGCUUGCUUAUCUAGCGACUGUGCACUAAGGCAGCAUGCUUUAAUCAGGGGACUGCAAUUGGAUGUGUCUUUAUCUAUUGCGUGGGCAUACCUAGGGCUGCUUUAUAGAGAAGAAGGUGAGAAGAAAUUGGCAAGACAAGCAUUUGAUUAUGCUAGAAGUAUUGAUCCGUCGCUUGCAUUACCAUGGGCUGGUAUGUCUGCUGAUAGUAACGCCAGGGAGUCCACUCCAGAUGAGGCUUUUGAGAGCUGCUUACAAGCCGUGCAGAUACUGCCUCUUGCAGAGUUCCAAAUUGGUCUUGCUAAGCUUGCUUUUCUAUCAGGGCACCUUUCAUCUCCACAGGUAUAUGGAGCCGUGCAGCAGGCAGUGCAGCGUGCUCCUCAACAUCCUGAGUCCCAUAAUUUGAAUGGCCUUGUUUGCGAAGCAAGAUUUGAGUAUCAGGCUGCAAUUGCUUCUUACAGGCUAGCACGCUGUGCAAUCACCCAUAGUCCUGGCACUUCCUCAAAAUCUUAUCUUCGAGAUAUAGCAGCCAACCUUGCCAGAGCUCUUUGUCACGCAGGCAAUUCCUUUGAGGCUGUGCAAGAAUGCGAAGAACUGAAGAAACAAGGUAUGCUUGACAUGGGAGGUUUGCAAGUAUAUGCUUUCUCUUUAUGGAAACAGGGUAAUCAUGACCUCGCCCUCUCCGUGUUGCGAGACCUGGCAGCGAGUGUUUCUACAUUGGAACGGGCCUCUGUAGCUUCCUCUGUUAGUUUCAUCUGUAGAUUGCUGUACAGAAUUUCUGGAAAAGAUUCAGCAAUUACUAGCAUUCUGAAAAUGCCAAUGGAUUUGUUUCUUAAUUCUAAAAUGAGCUUUAUAGUGUCUGCUAUCCAUGCUCUUGAUCAAAAUAAUCGGCUUGAGUCAGUUGUUUCAAGCAGUCGAAAGUUUCUUAAAUCUCAGACAGAGAUUACUGAAAUGCACUAUUUAAUUGCUCUUGGUAAACUAAUCAAGCCUGGAUCAGAACAUUUCCUUGGAUUUAAUGGUGGAGUGAGUCACCUUCGAAAAGUACUUCACAUGUACCCUAACAGUAAUCUUAUAAGGAACCUACUUGGUUAUCUUUUGCUAUCUCGUGAAGAGUGGAAAGAUGCACAUGUUGCAAAUAGGUGCUGCCACAUUGAUGCUCAUGGCUCUUCAAAUAAGGAAGGUCUAAAAUCAGCAUGUGAAAUCAUGGGUGCGGGGGCGGUUGCUUGCUAUGUGAAUGGCAACAGUAAUCUGAGGUUAUCUUUCCCAACGUGCAGUUGUCAGUGCCUGAAUGGACCUGGAGCUGUCCAAGAGCUGCAGAAGUACUUACAUAGAGAACCAUGGAAUCACAAUGCCCGGUAUUUGCUUAUUCUUAAUCUCUUACAGAAGGCACGUGAAGAGAGAUUUCCUAGACAUAUUUGUGUCGUACUUGAACGGUUAAUUGUUGUGGCUCUUUCCAAUGAGUUUUAUUCAGGAAAAGAAAUGUAUCAUCAAUAUCAAAAGUUUCAGCUCCUGCUCUGUGCUUCCGAAAUUAGCUUGCAGAUCGGGAAUCAAGCUGAUAGUAUCAACCAUGCUAAACAGGCUUCAGGGCUUUUAGUUCCUGACAGCUACCAUUUUUUUGUUCACUUGCUUUUAUGCCGUGCCUAUGCUGCCGAAGGCAAUCGCAUAAAACUUCAGGAAGAGUAUAUGAAAUGCUUGGAGGUUAAGACAGAUUAUCACAUAGGUUGGGUCUGCCUUAAAAUUGUGGAAUCUCAGUAUGAGGUGCAAACUGAUGCAAAUAUCUUAGAGUUGAGCUUCAAAGAAUGCUCGAAAUUGAGGAUCAGAUCAUGGGAUAUGUGGAUGGGUGUGUUUAAUUUGGUGCUGGGUCUGAUGUCCAUGCGGAACCAGGAUUUUCUUACUGCUGAGCAGCUUCUUGCCCAAGCUUGUUCACUUGUCGGCUAUGAAAGCUGCCAUUGUCUAUGUCAUGGUGCCAUCUGUAUGGAACUUGCUAGGCAGUUUAGUAGUAUGAGAUUCUUAUCACUUGCUCUUGGGAGUCUUACCAAAGCUCAAGAGAAUUCUCCGAUUCCCUUGCCAGUUGUCUCUGUGUUGCUGGCCCAAGUAGUAGGGAGCCUUGGUUUGAAAGCAAAGUGGGAGAAAAACCUUCAUCUGGAAUGGUUUUCUUGGGCACCAGAAAUGAGACCAGCAGAAGUUUAUUUUCUAAUGCAUUUGCUUGCAAAAGAAUCGAAGGGAAAGGCUGACCAUCCAUCGAAUGUGGAGUCCUGUCAGAGUCCAGAGAAAUGGGUGAUUCGGGCCAUCCAUACAAACCCUUCGUGUAUCAGAUAUUGGAAGGCUUUGCAGAAGCUUCUGGAGGAGUAAAUAGGGAAUUUGGAGAAGCCAUAAAAUUUUAAGAUCCUGCUUCAGUUGGCAGGUCGAACUUCAUCUCUCAUUAUAAAACUGAGGGAGCUGUAUUCAGGAGGCUGGUAUACAGGACAGCCCGACAAAAACACCAUCAACACAGCACAAAUCGGUUCUUUUUCUUUUUUCUUCUAGAUAUAUGUAAUUAACAUAUAGUCAUUGUGGCUUUCACCAAACUACAUAUGUAUCUGAGCUGUGGUUAUCACUUGUAUUCAUGACCAAAAGAGCAGGAAUAUAUAACUUCUUGUUGAUGCUGAUUAGAUGAUGAAUUAGAAGUUGGAA